Paramecium sonneborni is the source of this 234-nucleotide messenger RNA. The record is from the annotation of a GenBank genome assembly. NCBI's taxonomy places the organism in Eukaryota, Ciliophora, Oligohymenophorea, Peniculida, Parameciidae.
AUGAUGACUUAUUUCUAAUUUUUAAAUAAAGAAUUCAUGAAUUUCUUUAAUCAAAAAAAAUAAUACAAGCCUUAGUUGUUAAUAAAUUUGAUUAAUGGAAAUAAACUAAAUAACUAGCCAUAGAAAUUUUAUCACAAUUAGAAGUACCUAAAGAUAAAGCAAUUUAAAUAAUCUAAAUCAUUAAUGAGAUUGAAAAAUAACCAUUAUCUGCUUAAUCUAAUUCUAAGUCUUUGA